Molecule: messenger RNA, 774 nt
Organism: Rhopalosiphum padi (bird cherry-oat aphid)
Lineage: Eukaryota; Metazoa; Arthropoda; Insecta; Hemiptera; Aphididae
Product: putative nuclease HARBI1
Exons: 2
Coding region: 1-774 (257 amino acids)
Source: RefSeq, a predicted model, not a curated record
AUGAAUAACGAAAUAUCUGAGAAUUUGGAUUUUGUCGAGCUUGUAAAUUUGAUUGCGAAUGAACAUCGAAUACCAAGAAUAUUUAGGCAGCGUCCAGAUUAUUUUCAAUGUCUACGCGAUUUUGAGUUUGUUGAAAGGUUACGUCUAUCGAAAUCAGCUGAAUUGUAUGUACAUGAUCUAAUUAAACAAACAAUUGAGCAUCCAACAAACAGAAACUUUGCCGUUACAUCAAAACAUAUGUUACUUAUGACUUUGAGGUAUUUUGCGUCAGGUUCGUUUCUAAUUGUUUGUGGUGAUUUUGUGGGUGUACAUAAAUCAACAGCUUCAAGAACUAUAACACGAGUAUCAAGAGCUAUAGCUAGACUUAAUUCACAGUUUAUUAGGUUCCCCGAGACAGAAGAAGAAAUUACAUUAACUAGACAAGAUUUCUAUGCAAAAUGUAAAUUCCCAAGAUGCACUGGUAUUAUUGACUGCACUCUUAUUAAAAUUAGAUCACCUGGAGGGGAGGAUGCAGAAAUAUAUCGAAACCGAAAACAAUACUUUUCAUUUAACGUUCAGGCAAUAUGCAAUGUGAAUCUUAAAUUUAUUAACAUCGUAGCAAGAUGGCCUGGUAGCUCUCAUGACUCAACAAUUUUCAACAACUCUUCAAUACGAGGUAAAUUUGAAAGAGGGGAAAUGAGCGACAGUCUACUCAUAGGGGAUAGUGGAUAUCCAAUCAGACCACUUCUGUUGACAAAGUUGUCAAUUGCAAAAUCGUCGACCCAAUGGGGAUAA